Andrographis paniculata is the source of this 667-nucleotide messenger RNA. Its product is annotated as transcription repressor OFP6-like. Lineage: Eukaryota; Viridiplantae; Streptophyta; Magnoliopsida; Lamiales; Acanthaceae. Gene Ontology annotation, biological process: negative regulation of DNA-templated transcription. The record is from RefSeq and is a predicted model, not a curated record. The transcript has a single exon. Bases 35 to 538 code for a protein of 167 amino acids.
CUUCUCCCAAAAAGCAAAAACCUUAAUCACAAAAAUGGCAAUCUCCAAGAAAAAUUACAUCCUUAACACAGUGUCUGUCGACACAGGCUGCAGCAGCUGCAGAAAGCCCAGCCUCGCCGCCGUGAUCGCCGCCGGAAAACUCCACCGGAGCCGCCGGUCAAAUUCCACCACCACUUUAUCCUCCGGCGUCGCGACGCCGCCGGCGAGAUCCUCCUCCUCCGACACGGAUUCCGACAUCAAGGUGGUCCGUCGUCUCGGCAGGAUCGGCGGCGGCGACAGCGUGGCGGUGGAGAAGGAUUCCGACGACCCUUACCUGGACUUCCGGCGGUCGAUGCUGCAGAUGAUUCUGGAGAAAGAGAUCUACGCGAAGAAGGACCUGAAAGAGCUUCUCAAGUGCUUCUUACAGCUGAACUCGCCUUAUUACCACGGAAUUAUAAUUAGGGCUUUUACGGAGAUCUGGAACGGAGUUUACUCCGUCGGACUUUCCGGCGGUGGUAAUGACGAGUUUCAGAAGGACUGGAGGUCCCGGGACUUCUGAUUACUUUCUGCUCCAGCUGAAAUAGUAGUAAUAAUAAUAAUAUUAUCAAUAUAUAUUGUAGUCAGGGUUUGGUGUUGAAUUUUAGGGUAUUGAUCUUUUUUUCUUUUUUUUUUUUUUUAAUUUGUUUUG